This is a messenger RNA of Echinops telfairi (small Madagascar hedgehog), 2097 nucleotides long. RefSeq names its product major facilitator superfamily domain containing 2A (gene MFSD2A). Gene Ontology annotation, cellular component: membrane. The record is from RefSeq and is a predicted model, not a curated record. Lineage: Eukaryota; Metazoa; Chordata; Mammalia; Afrosoricida; Tenrecidae. Gene Ontology annotation, biological process: carbohydrate transport. Gene Ontology annotation, molecular function: lysophospholipid:sodium symporter activity. The coding region runs from base 130 to 1716 and encodes 528 amino acids. The transcript is spliced from 14 exons.
CGGCUUUGCCAGUGGCGGCUCUGAUUACGAUCAGCGGAACCGGCGCGGAGAAGAGAGCGGCGCGGAGGCCCGCGAAGCAGAGGAGCAUCCCUGAGUCCCGGUGGUAGCAGGCGGCUUGGCCCGCGGGUCAUGGCCAAAGGAGAGGGCGCCGAGAGCGGCUCCGCGGCGGGACUGCUGCCCACCAGCAUCCUCCAAGCCGGUGAACGGCCGGCCCAGAAGGAACCCAAGAAGAAGCAACAGUUGUCGAUUUGCAGCAAGCUCUGCUAUGCCGUUGGGGGGGCCCCCUACCAGGUGACAGGCUGUGCCUUGGGGUUCUUCCUGCAGAUCUACCUGUUGGAUGUGGCUCAGGUGGGCCCCUUAUCUGCCUCCAUCAUUCUGUUUGUGGGACGAGCUUGGGAUGCUAUCACGGACCCCCUGGUGGGUUUCUUCAUUAGCAAAUCCUCCUGGACCAGCCUGGGCCGCCUUAUGCCCUGGAUCAUCUUCUCCACACCCCUGGCCAUCAUCGCCUACUUCCUCAUCUGGUUUGUGCCUGACUUCCAGUGGGGCCAGGCUCUGUGGUACCUGGUUUUCUACUGCCUCUUUGAGAUGCUGGUCACGUGUUUCCACGUUCCCUACUCAGCUCUCACCAUGUUCAUCAGCACGGAGCAGAGUGAGCGAGAUUCUGCCACCGCCUACCGGAUGACUGUGGAGGUGCUGGGCACGGUGUUGGGGACGGCCAUCCAGGGGCAGAUUGUGGGUCAAGCAGAUACGCCUUGUCUUCAGGACCACAACAGCUCUGGGAUGGCUUCAGUUGCUGCCAACCGCACACACAGCACCUCCGCCGUGCUCAAGAAAACGCAAAAUGCAUACCUGUUGGCAGCAGGGGUCAUUGCCUCCAUCUAUGUCAUCUGUGCUGUCAUCCUGACCCUGGGCGUGCGGGAGCAAAGAGAGCCCUCCGAGGCCCAACAAGCUGAACCCAUGUCCUUUUUCCGGGGCCUCCGGCUGGUCAUGAACCAUGGCCCAUAUGUCAAGCUCAUUGCCGGCUUCCUCUUCACCUCCUUAGCCUUCAUGCUGGUGGAGGGGAACUUCGCCUUGUUUUGCACCUACACCCUGGGCUUCCGCAACGAAUUCCAGAAUCUCCUCCUGGCCAUCAUGCUCUCGGCCACAUUGACCAUCCCCUUCUGGCAGUGGUUCCUCACCCGCUUUGGCAAGAAGACCGCCGUGUACAUUGGGAUCUCAUCAGCAGUGCCGUUUCUCAUCUUGGUGGCCCUCAUGGAGAGUAACCUGAUUGUCACGUAUGUGGUAGCAGUGGCAGCCGGCAUCAGUGUGGCCGCUGCCUUCUUGCUGCCUUGGUCCAUGCUGCCUGAUGUCAUUGAUGACUUCCAUCUGAAGCAGCCCCAGUCCCAUGGCACUGAGCCCAUCUUCUUUUCCUUCUACGUCUUCUUCACCAAGUUUGCCUCGGGAGUCUCGCUGGGCAUCUCCACUCUCAGUCUUGAUUUCGCUGGGUACCAGACCCGCGGCUGCUCCCAGCCGAGGAGGGUCAAGUUUACACUGAAGAUGCUGGUGACCAUGGCGCCCAUUGUCCUUAUCCUGCUGGGCCUGCUGCUCUUCAAGCUGUACCCCAUUGACGAGGAGAGGCGGCGGCAGAAUAAGAAGGCCCUGCAGGCUCUGAGGGACGAGGCCAGCAGCUCAGGCUGCUCCGACACAGACUCCACAGAGCUGGCCAGCAUCCUCUAGGGCCUGCUGUGGGUCCUGAAGUCACCAUGCACAAGGCCUGGGUCACCAGGCCGCACAGGGGCCACAGGUUGCUCGUCCAUUCACUGAACAGCUAACACCAGGUGCCAGGAAGGAAGCCGAAGACUCAGGAGGGAGCAGCCCAACACACCUUCAGUGCCUAAUAUGGAGCAGGUGGUCCAACUGCCUGCUUCCCUCUGCCAGCCCACAGGCUGCUACUGUGAAUAUGCCAAGGGCUGCUCGGGCCUAGCCCGUAACACUAAUAUAGAAACAUUUUAUACAGAGACUAAUUAAUAACUUAAUGACUGUAUAUAGUAGUAUGUUUGUAUGUAUAUGUCUGUGAGCUAUUAAUGUUAUUGAUUUUCAUAAAAACUGGAAAAUGGG